Brachypodium distachyon (stiff brome) is the source of this 816-nucleotide messenger RNA. RefSeq lists its product as uncharacterized. The transcript has 3 exons. The record is from RefSeq and is a predicted model, not a curated record. Gene Ontology annotation, cellular component: SOSS complex; nucleus. Bases 10 to 405 code for a protein of 131 amino acids. Lineage: Eukaryota; Viridiplantae; Streptophyta; Magnoliopsida; Poales; Poaceae. Gene Ontology annotation, biological process: DNA repair.
GGCCCAACGAUGCCCGAAUUACCCGAGCUACAUCUGGGCUCAGGCCCGAGAGGCGGCAGCGACAUGGCGAUGGCGGCCGAGAGAUCGGAGGUUGGUUCCCCCACGCCGGCGCAGCCGCCGGCACCGAAGCGGCGGAAGAUCGAACCGACGCGGAGGGAUAGACCUUCUUCUCAAGUUUCUCUUGAUAAGGACAAGACGGCAGCGUCAUCUAAUUCAUUGGUUGCAGGUACCGCGCCAGCGAGAGUGGAUAUCAACAAAGUUAGAGAGGCAAAGAGAUUUGCUGUCCUUCAAGCACAGCACGAGGGAUGCCUGGGAAGCUAUAAAAGCUUUGAUUCUUUUUUCGGUAAUUAUCUUGUCCCUGUUACCCCAAGCAAUGAAUUCUUCGAGCAAAUUGUGAAGAAGUGAACCAACAACUUCAAUGAUUGUGAACGGCCAUGAGGAUGAUUCUGCUCUACGGUGCUGCCUGGUAUUUUAACAAUGCAGAGUUCUGCCCGAUGAGAUGUAUACUACUAAGAGCGUAGCAGUUCAGACUUCCAGAGAAACUUAGAGAGUUUUUUCUUUUCUUUUAGAAGUGUUUGGAGAAACUGACUUCCAACUGAUAAGUUUCAUGUACUGCUGUAAAUACUCCUGCCUUGUAAGUUCUUCACACUAGCAAAAGGUUAGAAAAUACUGAUGCUGGAAAAGCGUUGGCAUUCUGGCAAGCAUUUUACAGUGUCACCUUCUUUUCCCCAGUGGGAAUUUUCUCAGGCCUAUCCUUCCAGCCCCCCAAGAGAAUGUAUAUCUGGAGUUCCGCACUGGAAUCAUUUUAUUCUCCUA